CGAUCGCGCAAACAGCUCGCUUUUCCGUUCGUUCGGUCUGGCUGCGACGUCACAAAGUAGGCCGUCCGCAAGAUUUGUGAGAACGGGAGGGAGAGCACAGCCAAUAAACGAGCGAGCCCAGCCCCGGAAGUUUGCGUCACCAGUUUGAGCUUCGAUCGGGGACGAUACAUUAAGUGCAGAAUGUUUGCGAUGCUUUAAUAAUUAAACACGUAAUAUAAGAAAAAGAUUCUUACUGUUGCAACAUAUAAUCUGCCUCGGAAAUCUCAUGCGAGAGCAGAAAACUAAUUUAAGCGGCAUAUAUUUUGGUUUAGUCCGCUAGGUGGUAUCGCACACGUCAAAACAAAUUGGCGGGAGCGCGCAGUUCAAUUGCAAAAUCGCUGUUCGUCAGUUGCCAAAAUGUCGUCGCACAAGAACGUCAAGCUUGGCCCUCACGUGUCGCCACACCAACGUGAACUGUUGGUGGCGUUUAUGGAGGGCCAUCCCUAUCUUGUGCGGGCAUCGUGUGCACUCACACCGGAGUGCACGGUGGAGCGGAGGCGGCAGCUUUGGAGUGAGCUCGCCGCCCUGCUGAACACUGAGGGCCCGGCCGCCAAGACAGCCGAACAGUGGCAGGUCUUUUGGCGGAAAGAAGUAUUUCUUUCCCGCCGAGAUGCCGCCACAGCUUCCGCAAGUCAAAGCGGCACGGGUGGUGGCCGUCUGCCCGGCCUUCGUGGCCGUAUCAUCGCCCUAGUGGGCACCUCCACGGUGACCGGAGUGUGCGAGGCUUUUUACCAACCACUCGACGAGCCCGCCAUGGAGGUGACCGUGGAAUCUGUGGGCACCACCGCAGGAACCAGUGGCCUUUCACGUGAAGGAGCACUGCAGCAGCCAGGAGUGGGCCCUGUUGAGCCACUGCCCCGAAGCCCUCCAGCCACUGCACAGCCUGCAGCUGGCCCUGGCGGAGUGAGAAACAGUAAGUGA
This is a messenger RNA of Dermacentor albipictus, 960 nucleotides long. RefSeq lists its product as uncharacterized. Lineage: Eukaryota; Metazoa; Arthropoda; Arachnida; Ixodida; Ixodidae. The record is from RefSeq and is a predicted model, not a curated record.